GGCCGGGCAACCGCGCCAGGGGGCUGGUCCGGAGCGGGGUCGGUGCGAGCUCCCCGGCGGCGGCGGCGGGGGAAGUUGGGCUCGCGUGCGCUGCGCUCGCUCUUUCCUUCCUUAAUGCUGCUGGCUUUCUUUCUCCCUGUCUCCUUGUUAUACGGCGGAUCCGGUGGUUUCUGCCGGCGCCGACUCUUGCUCGCCCUGGUGCAGGCGUGAGACUUGUCAGCGCGCUGGCGGGGGAAGAGCAAACCUAGCGCUGCCGAAUAGUCUGCGCUCCGCCGACCCGGCGGACGGCCGCGGAGACGGCUGCGUCCCGAGCAGCCCCCUCCUUUGAGGCUCAACUUGAGCCCUGGCUUGUGGCAGCAGCGAAGGCGCUGAGCCCCGAAGUUCCGCAUCGCUUGCAGACAACUCUUUUGUUCACGGAAGUUUACACCCGCCACCCCUGGGAUGCGGGCGCGCAGGGACGACUCCAAGGCUGCACGACUGACCCGCGCGGUGUCGAUGGGGGCUGUUGACUACUUUUGGCCAUUCCCAGAGGGCCUUGUCACCAGUCUGAGCAACUGAUGGGGAGCUGUUUCUAAUGACCUCACUCUCCGGAAUGCCCAGGUAUCACUGUUAAUCAAGUCUUCCCCCCUGAAGAUGGCCUGUGCCCAGCCUGGGAUGCCGCCCAGUUCCUGAGGUCCUUACCAUGGUGAUGAUCCUAAGGAGAAGCCUCAUCAACCAGGGAGCUGACUCUGGAGCACACAGGACCUUCAUCCCUGAACUGCACACGCCAAAGAUGAGUCAAGGACCUACCCUCCUUUCUUGUGGAAUUAUGGAAAAUGACAGAUGGCGAGACCUGGAUAGAAAAUGCCCUCUUCAGAUUGACCAGCCAAGCGCCAGCAUCUGGGAAUGUCUGCCUGAAAAGUGUCAGGAUGGCUCCCUGUGGCACCAGGAGGCAGUGACUGCCUGUGCAGUGACCAGCCUAAUCAAAGACCUCAACAUAAAUGACCACAAUGGGAACCCCUCAGCUCCUCCCAGCAAACGCCAGUGCCGGUCACUAUCCUUCUCUGAUGAGAUGUCCAGUUGCCGGACGUCAUGGCGGCCCUUGGGGUCCAAAGUCUGGACUCCGGUGGAGAAGAGACGAUGCUACAGCGGAGGCAGCGUCCAGCGCUACUCCAAUGGCGUCAGCCCCAUGCAGCGGAGCUCUAGCUUCAGCCUCCCUGCCAGGGCCAAUGGGCUCUCUUCACCUUGCCACCAGUCGAGCCUGCACCAUCGCUUUGGGGGGCAACCCUGCCAAGGAGCACCAGGCUCAGCCCCCUGUGGACAGGCGGGCGAUAGCUGGAGCCCAGACCCACACCCAGUGGGAGGGGGCCGGCUGGACCUGCAGCGGUCCCUCUCUUGCUCACAUGAGCAGUUUUCCUUCCCAGAAUACUGUCCCCCCUCAGCCAACAGCACACCUGCCUCAACGCCAGAGCUGGCAAGACGCUCCAGUGGGCUUGCCCGCAGCCGCUCUCAGCCGUGCGUCCUUAAUGACAAGAAAAUCGGUGUGAAACGGCGGCGUCCAGACGAAGUGCAGGAGCAAAGACCUUCUUUAGACCUUGCCAAGAUGGCACAGAACUGUCAGACCUUCAGCAGCCUCAGUUGCCUGAACAUGGGGGUGGACGACCACAGCUCCCAGAGCCCCUUUGCCCUCGUCAGCAGUACCCGAUCCUGGACCGCAUUGCUCUCAGCCUCCAGCCCAGGGGGCAGGACUCCUGCUGGGACCCCUGUUCCUGAGCCUGUUCCUGAGCCUGCUCCCCACUCCUUUGAUGACCAGUUCACCUGCCAGGAGGACCUAUCCUGUGACGAGUCAGAUGGCUGCAGUCUAGAUGAGGAUUGCUGCAGGAAGGGGGAUCCGGCCACAGCCUGGCGGGACCGGGGAGCCUGCACGAACAGCCUCUGCUCUUUGGAUGGCGAGCUGGACAUUGAGCAGAUAGAGAACAACUGAGGGCCCUGGCCUGGGGUGGAGGCACUCCUCUAGGCCUUAGGUCACUCCAAGGGGGACCUGGCUCCUGGGUCUGACAGAGGCUCCUCCAAAAAAUGGAGCCCACCCAUUUUCAAAGGAACCAGCCAUCACCCUGUAGUGCCCAAAUUUGUGAAGGCAACUUGGCCACACCUCACAGGUGACAGCUGGCCUCCCACCAGUUCCAUGGAACUACUAUAGCCCAAAACAGGUUUUCGGUGUGGUGUCCUCCUCUUUGUUCCUUAUGGAGUGCUGGGUAGCCACCAUUUUCCAGUAGGCCUGGGCCAGCUGCACCCUUCAGGUAGGAUGCCGGGGGCCUGAGCCCCCUUAUAGCCUCGCUCAGGUUCCUUCUGGGGAGUUACCCAAAGCCUCCUUUACUUAGUUUACUCCGUGCCUUCUCUCCCAGGUCUCCCUGGCCCAGGCUUGGGAAGGUUCGGGAGACACCUCUUGUAGUGACAGCAGACCGUGUGGCCUUAAUCCAUUUGGGGCACUGGCAGGGAUUCUGGGAUAAUCCAUGUCCCAUUUUUCGGGAUCAGGGGAUAGUUAGGGAUGACCAGAAGCCAUCCAUAUUGGGUAGGCAUUUGGUGGUUGUGUUGACUGAAAGGUGGGCCCACCAGCUCUCCCAUGUCACUAAGAAUCACCCACACCUCUGCCACUUCAGGGGCUACCUUGGCAAGGCUGACAUUGGUAGCCUUCCUUCUGUCCCCAGUCCCUGAGAGCUGAACUGAGCUCAGUGAAUUCAGCUGUGUAUAGAGAUGUCAGUGGCAAGAUGACCUCUUCAUAGUGUCCUCAGGAUCUACAAGCAGGUGCAGGAGUCUCGGCCCUGUGUACAUUCCUGGGUAGAGGGAUGUCUGCUGGCUGCUUUGCAGGCUAGCCACUCUGCAGGCUCCCCUCUGUAGCAGUCUGUGUUGGGGGCCUGCAAGCCUCCACCACAUUCCUAGCACAUUGUUGCUUGUUCACAGACACUGCUGGCUUUAAUGAAAGCAUACCGCCGUUGGCUUCAAGACACCCCCCAACCCCCAGUCCACUGAUGUGAGCCUAGCCCUGAGGCUCUCCUCUGCAGGCCCAGCCACAGCAUGGCUUGAAUCACACUCCCCCUUGCAGCUCCUCACUCCCAGCAUAAUUCCCAGAGGGCAUCCGUUCAGGCAGCUCCCCUCAGUCCUCCCUGCAGACAUGCUACGGGGCUGUGCACUCUGGGACUCUGGCUUUUAGCAAACUUGGCAUCUUCUGCAGACAAUAGCAAGUGGGCUGGCUUACACAAGUGGCUUGUUUUCCCAUAAGGCUAAAAAUAACUGGUGCAUUCUCUUGGGUUUGUGGACAUGUGAUCUAGGCACAUUUGUAGUUGCUCUGCUGUGCCUACCCUCUGAGGUUUCACUGUCUGCUGGCUGAGCCCAAAUGGCUGUUACCUUUCUCCUAAAGAAAGACCUUGAUGGGAUCCUUUUGCUUAAACUUUAAUUUGUCUAUUCACCAGAAGAACCGAGGCUCAAGUUCUGAUGUAUAGGCAAUGUUUCUUUAAAACCAGACCCAAAGUACAGGAAGCCCCGCUCCUAUAACCCCAGGUUGGGUAGCCUGGUGGGUCCACGUGGUGGUGGUCGGGGCCCACCUGGCCUUGGGGGCACUGAGAAAGCAAAGUAGAAAGCUGGUGGAGGCAUGACCUACAAGCCCUGCCUGGUGAAUCACAGAGGAAGGUAGUUGAGAGGGCGUGGGAUGCACACCCCAGUGCCCUGGUUCCCAGAAAGCCCACAGUGAGGGAUUCUGUUAUCUGAAAGAACUUUAUGGUCCCUAAAGCUAUCCCCCUGAGGAAAGGAGAGGCUGGGCUCUGUCCCCUGCUUCACACAGGCUGUUAAGGCCAAAGCACAGAACAGUUGCCAGCUGCCUCUCCUGAGGACUGGGACCUGAUGGCAGGUGUGUGUCUUAAGGCUGAUGUGUGGCUGGCUUGUCCAUAGACUAGCUCUCUUGAGCCUGCUGGCGGAAGGACAAACAGGAACUUGCUGAGUGACAGCUUCAUCUUUGCUUCCUGCCUCUAGGAGACUGUUCCCUGGGCAGCAGUACUCCAAACCGGGGGUGGGGGUUGGCCCUUUGCAGCUUCCUCAGGCUUUUCUUGAUGUCACUGUCCCACUAAGGCCUCAGUCCAAGCACCCAGCAAAAGCAGCCAGAAAAGAUGGUGGUAGCUUUUCUGCCUAGUGUGUUCAUUUGCUUUCUGAAGUUCUUUUCAUCAAGUAAAGCAGGUUUUUGUCUAGAAGGUUUCCAGUCAGCUUUCAGCAGUUGUGUGACCCAGACAGACCCAUUCAUCUACCCCAUUCACUGGCCCCCAGACCUCUGGUCUUGGAUCUCCUGGAAGAAGGUUCACCUGAGAGGGUCCACUCUGUCUCCUGUGUACUUGGCACCACAGGCAGCAGGCAGACUGGCUCACCCCACAGGGAUCCUUUCUCAUCCUGCCUGUGAGUGUCACACCCCAGAGAAGCUGAGGGUGGGCUUGAUCACUCACUUGCCUAGGCAGCCUCCACCAAAGCCGACUGGGCCUCUUAGCACGUGACAUCCCGUUCACUCCAGAAGCCACCGAACCGACAGAGUUGCCCUAAGCCAGGUACCUGACCUGAGUUCAGGGUAGCAGCCUGACAUCCCGUUCACUCCAGAAGCCACCGAACCGACAGAGUUGCCCUAAGCCAGGUACCUGACCUGAGUUCAGGGUAGCAGCCUAGACAGUUUACAUGACUGCCCACUCCUGCCUUACUCCUGGGUGGUGAAGGUAGAAGCUGGCCAGCACCACGGGCUCCCUCAUGUAGGUCCAUGGAACUUGUUCUGCCCACACGUGUAUUCUCAGAAAGCCUUACUUUAAAAAAAAAAUUUUUUUUUUUUUGUAGCAGGAAAGUUUUCUAAAUUUGUAUGCAGAAAGUUAAAUAAAAUGAAGGCCCACAUUAAACAGGACAUGCCCACUCCCCCACUUUCUAGAUGGGUCUCCUAUGCAGACCAAUGGCCAUACUUUAUUAUGGGUUCAUUUAGUGUUCACAGCAGUUAGAACUCAUCCCUGGAUCCUGCACUCCAUUUCCACUGAUGUGGUUAAAAUUACUUGAAUGAUGGCCACUUAAAACGUAAGCCAGGGUCCAGGGCUCAGGGAUGCUCCGCCCAUACAACCCAUGAUGCUGCCCCUUGCCAUGCCCAUGCUGCUGGUCCCACCCCUGCCCCUGGUGCCAGGCCCCUGAAGGAGGAAGAGAAAGAUACUCUAGAAUUGCAGACUGAUGGAGCUCCUUUAGGCUAGAUAGGAUAGCCUGACGUAGCAUAGUCUCAUUGGCAAAUGAACUGCAUCAUCAGUGUUGGGGGGUGCGCCCAGGGAUCAGGGACAGAUGAGCCCACAGGCUGUGCUAGGGCCACGUGUGCCGUCCCAGCCAGGCAGCAGCAGCAGCGGUACUGUUUGAGGCAGUGUGGUGAAUGGUGCGGUGAGUCAGAACCCACCAGGGCUGCAGCCUGUAGGCUGCCCAUGCUGGGUCUGCUCGUUAGCACCACGCACCGCCGCCUGCCUCCCCCCCACAGGCCGUGACUGUCUUGCACUACAGCCACUCUAGUCUCAGGAAUUUGCUUGUUCCUUUUACUGUGUAAAUAAAGCUUCCUGGUCCAACA
This is a messenger RNA of Mus caroli (Ryukyu mouse), 5596 nucleotides long. It is a transcript of the gene Fam53b, whose product is annotated as family with sequence similarity 53 member B. Gene Ontology annotation, biological process: positive regulation of canonical Wnt signaling pathway; protein import into nucleus. The record is from RefSeq and is a predicted model, not a curated record. NCBI's taxonomy places the organism in Eukaryota, Metazoa, Chordata, Mammalia, Rodentia, Muridae. Gene Ontology annotation, cellular component: nucleus.